Cornus florida is the source of this 831-nucleotide messenger RNA. RefSeq lists its product as uncharacterized. The record is from RefSeq and is a predicted model, not a curated record. Lineage: Eukaryota; Viridiplantae; Streptophyta; Magnoliopsida; Cornales; Cornaceae. The transcript is spliced from 3 exons. Bases 1 to 831 code for a protein of 276 amino acids.
AUGGCUCCCCCUAAGGCUCAGACAGAUAAAAAAGCCCCAAAGAACAUCGCUGUUGCAAAGGUCGACGCCAAAGCCACCGUGAAAAGUGGCACGAAGGCUAAAGCAAGUGAUGGAAGUACCUUGGUGGGCCCUAUGACACGUAGCAAGUCCCAGGCAAUCGCGUCAUCCAAAUAUCAGCAAAACUUGGUGAAAACCACUCCUGCAAAGCCGGCAAACGUGAAAACCCAACAUGUCAAGAACCCUGACGUUGUUCCAGAGGAGAUUCUGCCACCAGAUUCACUUAAUUCCAUCCAUGAUGCUCGCUCUAGUGUCGGUUCACCCCCUGAGUCACCACGUCAGACUUCGGAGCAUUCAAUCACUUUAAGAACCGUUGACUCUCAAGUACAAUCUAGGCAUCCUACAUCUUCCACAGCACCACCAACUGGGAAUCGUGCAACUUUCUCACCACCACCAUCUGGGAAUCCUACGUCUUCCACAGUAAUGCCGACGAAGAAUCCUAAUUCUACCGCACAAGGUACUCGCAUGGAAGACCCCAAACAGACACCGGUGAUAGAACAGGCGGGAAUGCAUUGGGGCCUUCUUUACAUUCUACAAGGAAUAAAACCUCGCACAUUUGAAGAAUUGGCAACACGUACCCAUGACAUGGAGAUCAGUAUGAAAUCCCAUGAAGGUAAAAGUCCCAUGGCCAUAGAACCACGCAAGGAUAAGAAAGACUGGAAGAAGGGCGAUAAGUCGUCAAAGACCGUUGCUAAAGAUUCCAUGGCUAUCUCAACCACCCCAAUCAAGAUAUCUAUUAAAGAUGAUAAAAAGGAUGAUAAAAAGCCUCACUAG